This is a messenger RNA of Dentiscutata erythropus, 384 nucleotides long. The record is from the annotation of a GenBank genome assembly. Lineage: Eukaryota; Fungi; Glomeromycota; Glomeromycetes; Diversisporales; Gigasporaceae.
AUGUUAGACACACAUAUAAAUUCAGAUCCGCAGAUUUCAGUAGGAGGAAUAGAAGCAACUCCUGUCGUAGCAAGGAUGAGAUUUCGCGGUGGUCAUAAGUUUAAGAAAUCUGAUAUCAUCACCCUCGAACCAGAGCCUUCUAAUACGUAUGAUAAGAAUACGAUAAAAGUUAUGAUAGAUGGUAUUCAUAAAGCAUACGUGGCAAAGAAUGAGAAUGGGAGUAUUGGAGAUUUGAUGAAAAAAUAUCCGAAUUAUCAGAUCACUGCUCAUGGGAAAAAGAACUAUAAUCAAUUAGCGUCUUUAAACCUCGAAUAUCCUUGGAUGGUUUGUGGAAGAUGUCGUGAUACACUACAAGCAUCGAGAGAUUAUGACUAUACUUAUUAA